AUCAGUAGUUUAUAAGUUAUCCUAAGGCAAACAACACAGUUUUACAGAACUCAUUUCUAAAACUUUUUACAAUUCCCAGAAUACUUUUCACAAGAUUUCCACACCCAAACGAAAUCUCGAUACAAGUACGUCGGAAUUUUCAAGGCAAUAGAUAAGUUCAACAUUUGAUUUAGGGUGCCAGAUAAGGCACCAAAACCCCAUUUAGUCCUCGUCGUUUUACUUUCGCUCUAUAGACUACCCCUCGCGACCAACCCUAAACCGCAAUGGCCCCAUUCGUGCGGGCCCGCAACGUGACCGUCACCCACAAUUCGCAGGUCCAGUGGUCGCGUCAGGACAUCUUGGAGUGGUGCAACGACAUGCUCCAGUGCAGGAUCACCAAGAUCGAGCACCUGUGCACCGGGGCUGCCUACUGCCACCUGAUGGACAUGCUCUUUCCCGGCGUGGUCAACCUGAGUCGCGUCAAGUUCCUCUCGAACCAGGAGUACGAGUACAUUGCCAACUUCAAGGAACUGCAGAUCGGCUUCAAUCGGGCCAGGGUCAAUGCCCCCAUUCCGGUGGACCAACUGAUCAAGGGUCGCUUCCAGGACAACUUUGAAUUCGCCGUCUGGUUCCGGCACUUCUUCACGGCCAACUACAACGAGGUCGAGUGCUGUGACUACGAUCCCUUGGCUGCCCGUGGCCAGCAGGAUAUAGGAGUGGGUGCCUCGCGAUCCAACACGCCACAAAGUGCCAGGCCCUUUGGUAUUCGUCGAAAGCCUCUGGUGGACACGCCCAGGAUCGCAAGGAAGCUGCUGGCCACUCGGGAGGAUGACGAGGAUAGUAGGGUUGGUGCAACCCCUCAAAAGCCGCCGAAACCCAGUCUCCGGAAGCAGCCGAGAGGGACAAUCGAGCCCACUUCGCCAAAGAUGGGCAGGACCAAGCCUCGUAUCCACGAGGACAAAGCUUCUUUGUUCUUCACGAGCAACAGCGUCGAGCUGGAGAAUAUCCUGUCUCCCCAGGACAUAGAAUACUCGUCAGACGAUGAAGAAUACGACGAGCCGGUUAAAAAGAAGCCAUUACCUAAGGGCAAGCCCAAGAAGAGUGCCGUUGCAAAAAAGCAGGCUGUCGUGAAGAGGUUCCUGGAGCCAGUGGAGAUUGAGGAGCCAGAGGAGACAGAGCAGCUUUCGGAGCCACCGAAAAACAAGAAGCCGGGGGUUAAUAAGAAGGCAGUGGUUAACCAGAAGCCUAACCAGAAGGCUGCGGUUAAACAGAAGCCAUGUAAGACCAAAAAGCUAGUGGAGAUCGAGGAACCAUCGAAGAGCGAAGAACCAGGGGAGAGCGAAGAAGAACCUGUGGUUAGUCGAAAACCAGUGGUUAGUCAAAAACCAGUAGUUAAACCAAAGCCAAGGCACAAGAAGAAGCCAGUGAAGGAGAUAGAACCGUCGGAAAGCGAAGAACCAGUGGAGGAAGAAGUGGUUAAUAGAAAACCAGUGGUUAGUCAAAAACCAGUAGUUAAACCAAAGCCAAGGCACAAGAAGAAGCCAGUGAAGGAGAUAGAACCGUCGGAAAGCGAAGAAGAACCAGUAGAAGUAGAAGUGGUUAGUCGAAAACCAGUGGUUAGUCAGAAACCAGUAGUUAAACCGAAGCCAAAGAACAAGAAACCAGUGAAAGAGGUAGAACCGUCGGAAAGCGAAGAACCAGUGGAGGAAGAAGUGGUUAAUAGAAAACCAGUGGUUAGUCAAAAACCAGUAGUUAAACCAAAGCCAAGGCACAAGAAGCCAGUGAAGGAGGUAGAACCGUCGGAAAGCGAAGAAGAACCAGUGGAGGAAGAAGUGGUUAAUAGAAAACCAGUGGUUAGUCAGAAACCAGCAGUUAAACAAAAGCCGUUGCAGAAGCCAGUGGAGAAAAAAAAGCCAAUCAAGGUAGAAGAAAUAUUGGAAAGCGAAAAAGAACCAGUGGAAGAAGAAGUGGUUAGUCGAAAACCAGUGGUUAGCCAUAAACCAGCAGUUAAACAAAAGCCUUUGCAGAAGCCAGUGGAGAAAAAAAAGCCAAUCAAGGUAGAAGAAAUAUUGGAAAGCGAAAAAGAACCAGUGGAAGAAGAAGUGGUUAGUCGAAAACCAGUGGUUAGCCAUAAACCAGCAGUUAAACAAAAGCCUUUGCAGAAGCCAGUGGAGAAAAAAAAGCCAAUCAAGGUAGAAGAAAUAUUGGAAAGCGAAAAAGAACCAGUGGAAGAAGAAGUGGUUAGUCGAAAACCAGUGGUUAGCCAUAAACCAGCAGUUAAACAAAAGCCUUUGCAGAAGCCAGUGGAGAAAAAAAAGGCAAUCAAGGUAGAAGAAAUAUUGGAAAGCGAAGAAGAACCCAUGGAAAUCGAAGAGGUUCAUCGAAAACCAGUGGUUAGCCAGAAACCAGCAGUUAAACAAAAGCCGUUGCAGAAGCCAGUGGAGAAAAAAAAGCCAAUCAAGGUAGAAGAAAUAUUGGAAAGCGAAGAAGAACCCAUGGAAAUCGAAGAGGUUCAUCGAAAACCAGUGGUUAGCCAGAAACCAGCAGUUAAACAAAAGCCGUUGCAGAAGCCAGUGGAGAAAAAAAAGCCAAUCAAGGUAGAAGAAAUAUUGGAAAGCGAAGAAGAACCCAUGGAAAUCGAAGAGGUUCAUCGAAAACCAGCGGCUAGUCAUAAACCAGCAGUUAAACCAAAGUCAUGUCAGAAAAAGAAGCCACUGGAGAUCGAAGAACCAUCGGAGAGCGAAGAAGAAUCUGUGGAGAUUGAACAACCAUUGGUUAAAAAAAAACUCUUGCGUAAACCGAAGCCAUAUAAAAAAAAGAAGCCAGUGGAGAUCGAAGAAUCAUCGGAGAGCGAAGAAGAACCAUUGGAGAUAGAACCACCGUUGGUUAAUAAAAAACCCUUGGUUAAGCUAAGGCCAGGACAGAAGAAACCAAAUGUGACCAAGAAACUAGUGGAGUCCGAAGAACCCAUGGAGUGCGAACCACCGUUGGUUAAACAGAAGAAGAAACCAUGUGUGAACGAAGAACCAUUGGAGACUGAAGUGCCUCAGCCAGUGGUUAAGCGAAAACCAUGGCAAAACAAAAAAACUAUGGAGAUCGAAGAAUUCCUGAGCACCAAGGAACCAGAAGGAUCAUCGAAUAUCAAAAAACCAUGGAUGUUCAGUGAACUGGAGAAGCUCAAAAAGUCAUUGGGGAUCGAACAACCAGUGGAAUUAAAAAAACCAUUGGAGAUCAGACAGUCCGUGGAGGAGUUGAUGAGGACAAUGGAGAGCGUCAAGGACAGAGUCCGCCGGAUAGAGCAUAGUUUGGGAAAGGAUGCGGAGAUAUCUCAGUGCAUUACGGACCGAAUCAAGCGGAUCGAGGAAGCCAAGCAAGCGGCGUUGGACUCGCCCCGAAUCAAGUACAUCAGGGAGAGAGUCGUAGUGCUGAGGCAGGAGUUCAACGAGUUGAGUGAUAAAAUGGGUAAUCUGGGCAAAAGCUCCCACAUGUGCAAUGUGGACUACAGCACCCAGUUCAAGGAUAACAAGGACAAUAACAGAGAAACACAGAUGGACAGAGACGAUAACAAGGAGAAUAUUUCAAACAUAGCUAGACAGAUGUACAUAGAGAGUACCCAGAUUAUGAGUUGCAAGGAUAACAAUAACAAGGACAGGGACAUUGAUACCGCUGUGGAGGAGGAAUCUAAUUUGCCCAAGACGAACUAUGCGCGCUCGGAAGUCAGUGGGGAUGAGGCACUCAUCGAGAUCUACAGGUCGCCAAUAUUCAGCUACAAAACCAGCGAGAUGGAGGUCGCCGAGGAGGAGGAGCCCUCCUCACUGGCGGGACGGAUCACUCGCCCGAAUAAUCGGUCCCCAUCCGAACCGGCGAGUCGAACCAGUUGGACCAGUCCGAUGGCAAUAGACGGUCUUUCGCGAGAUCUGGCCAACAUGUUAUCUCUGGAGAAUUUCACCAGUGAGCAGAUCAUGGCCGAAGUGCGUCUUCACUGUGGCGUGCGUCUGCUGAUACAGAAACCCGAUCUCGGCAAGGACACCGAUGAGGCAGUGGCCACCGUCAGGCAGGACGUGGCCUGCAGCACCGCAGAGGACCACCUCGCCGAGUAACUGCUUCCAAACGAGUUCCAACUUCCGGUCGUCCAUCGUUCGGAGGCCCCUCUCCAGGCACAGCUAAAUUACCAGUAUCGCAUUUUUGUGUUUAGAGCCGUGUCCUUGUUACAGAAGCUGCUAAAUUAGGUUUUGUAAUUUGCAUAUUAUUAAAUUAAGCCUUUUGGAAUCUGAA
Drosophila biarmipes is the source of this 4254-nucleotide messenger RNA. Its product is annotated as titin. Gene Ontology annotation, biological process: spindle assembly; protein localization to microtubule plus-end; regulation of microtubule polymerization or depolymerization. Bases 264 to 4079 code for a protein of 1271 amino acids. Gene Ontology annotation, cellular component: microtubule organizing center; spindle midzone; cytoplasmic microtubule. Gene Ontology annotation, molecular function: microtubule plus-end binding. Lineage: Eukaryota; Metazoa; Arthropoda; Insecta; Diptera; Drosophilidae. The transcript has 2 exons. The record is from RefSeq and is a predicted model, not a curated record.